AUGGCCUCUCGAUCGAGCCUCAUGCGCGCGCUGAGGGCGCCCACUGGUAGAGCCAAUGCCGCCAAGUCGAGUCGCCGGGUGGUUUGCGGCGCUGGACGGGUGGCCUCAGCGGCGACUUCACCUACAACUUCACCUACAACUUCACCUACGACUUCAACCCCCGCGAACAUCCGCUGCCUUUCCACCUCUCCCCACAGACUCGUCGUCGCUCCCACGCUCGCCCGCCAGGCCAAACUGACGACGCAGACAUACCCGAACCUCAAGCGCGAUCCUCGCUUCGCUACUCUCACCGACGAGCAUGUCGCCCGCUUCCGCGAGAUCCUGGGCGACAACCCCUCGGCCAUUGUCGACGGCGUGUCGGCCUCGAUCGACGAGGCCGACCUCGAGCCCUUCAACGAAGACUGGAUGCACAAGUACAAGGGCCAGACCCGUCUCGUCCUCAAGCCCUCGUCUACCGAAGAGGUCAGCCAGAUCCUGCGCUACUGCAACGAGCAGCGCCUGGCCGUCGUGCCCCAGGGCGGCAACACUGGUCUUGUUGGUGGCUCCAUCCCCGUCUUUGACGAGAUCGUCAUCAGCAUCGCCCGCAUGAACGAGAUCCGCUCCUUUGACGAUGUCAGCGGCGCCCUCGUCGUCGACGCCGGCUGCAUUCUCGAGGCCGUCGACACCUACCUCGCCAAGCAGGGCUACAUCUUCCCCCUCGAUCUCGGCGCCAAGGGAUCCUGCCACAUUGGCGGCAACGUUUCCACCAACGCCGGUGGUCUGCGGCUGCUCCGUUAUGGCAGCCUGCACGGCAGCGUUCUCGGUGUUGAGGCUGUCCUGCCCGACGGCACCAUCAUGAACGACCUGUGCACCCUGCGCAAGAACAACACCGGCUACGACCUCAAGCAGCUCUUCAUCGGCGCCGAGGGCACCCUGGGCAUAAUCACUAAGCUCGCCAUCCACUGCCCCCAGCGCUCCCCGGCCGUCAAUGUCGCCCUCUUCGGCCUCGAGUCCUACGAGAAGGCCCAGCUUGCUUUCCGCGAGGCCAAGAAGCAGCUCUCUGAGAUUCUCUCUGCCUUUGAGCUCAUGGACGGCAAGAGCCAGCAGAUUGUCUCCCUCGUCAAGAGCCAGGACAAGCCCCUCGAGGGCGACCACCCCUUCUACUGCCUCAUCGAGACCAGCGGUUCCAACGGCGAGCACGACUAUGCCAAGCUCGAGGCCUUCCUGGAGGAUGUCAUGACCCGCGAGGUCAUUGCCGAUGGUGUCGUGGCCCAGGAUGAGACGCAAAUCAAGGAGCUGUGGGGCUGGCGCGAGGGCAUCACCGAGUGCCUCGGACACUGGGGCGGCACCUACAAGUACGACGUGUCCAUCCCGCUCAAGGAGAUGUACUCCCUGGUGGAGGACACCAAGACGCGCAUGGAGGAGGCCGGCCUGCUGGGCGACACUGACGGCCACCCCGUCGUGGCCGUCCUGGGCUACGGCCACAUGGGCGACUCCAACCUGCACCUCAACAUCCCCGUCCGCCGCUACGACCCCAAGGUCGAGCAGACCCUGGAGCCCUUCGUCUACGAGUGGAUCCAGAAGCGCAACGGCAGCAUCAGCGCUGAGCACGGCCUGGGCAUUGCCAAGAAGAACUUUGUCGGGUACAGCCGAGACGACACCAUGCUGGGCUUGAUGAAGCAAAUCAAGAACCUCUAUGAUCCCAACGGCAUCAUGAACCCCUACAAGUACCUUUAG
Messenger RNA from Ilyonectria robusta, 1716 nucleotides. RefSeq lists its product as uncharacterized. Gene Ontology annotation, molecular function: catalytic activity; FAD binding. The transcript has 2 exons. Bases 1 to 1716 code for a protein of 571 amino acids. The record is from RefSeq and is a predicted model, not a curated record. NCBI's taxonomy places the organism in Eukaryota, Fungi, Ascomycota, Sordariomycetes, Hypocreales, Nectriaceae. Gene Ontology annotation, cellular component: mitochondrion.